This is a messenger RNA of Andrographis paniculata, 719 nucleotides long. RefSeq names its product molybdopterin synthase sulfur carrier subunit. Gene Ontology annotation, cellular component: cytosol. Bases 238 to 519 code for a protein of 93 amino acids. NCBI's taxonomy places the organism in Eukaryota, Viridiplantae, Streptophyta, Magnoliopsida, Lamiales, Acanthaceae. Gene Ontology annotation, biological process: Mo-molybdopterin cofactor biosynthetic process. The record is from RefSeq and is a predicted model, not a curated record. The transcript is spliced from 2 exons.
UUUAUCAUCCACAGCCGGCCUCCCCAAUUUCUCCCUCUUUCUUUUUCUUCUCCUCACUAGAAUCCGAUCACUCCGCUCGUCAAUUUCCGACCAAAGAAUUAACCGGCGGCGACAGGAUAUUUCCGGCGAAACCAGGCCACUGGCCGAGAUUCGAAUCAAUUUCACGGGGAAAAUUCAGAUUCAUCUCUGCGAUUAAGUGAAACUGAGAGAUAGUCCGGCAACAAUUGCGCCAAAGAAAUGGACAAUAACAACGAGGAAGAGAAUCACACACCCAUUGUAGUAAAGAUUUUGUUCUUCGCUCGAGCCAGAGAUGUGACCGGGACGAGCGACACAUCAUUGGAAGUCUCACCAGGUACCACGGCUCACGAUUGUUUGAAUAAGCUUAUUGCUAUAUUUCCAGGCUUGGAAGAGAUUCGUAACUGUAUGGUCAUAGCUGUGAACGAGGAAUACGCCUCGGAAUCGACUCUUGUCGAACAUAAAGAUGAAUUGGCAAUCAUACCUCCUAUAAGCGGCGGGUAGAAGAAUACUUCGAUGGAAAUUAUACGAUUAUAUAUGUGCCAUUGUGUAAUCGAAUGGAUUGUCUGAGCUAUGUAUUGUGUUGCAUUUGAUUUGAUCGUAUAUAUGUGAAUCAUCCCUUGUAUGGGAGGGAAAAAAUUGAAUUACUCGCCCGGGGAAAUCCCCGGUUGCUUAUUCAAUAAUGUCACGUAUCAUGUUGCAUU